UCUUGGAAUACUACCAAAGUGAUCUAAGUAAUUCAUGUUAUCUCCACAGAAAAGACUUCAUAGGAAAAUCAGGAAUAAAGUAGUUGAGCACACUGGGAAUCGAGAGUUGAUGUUUAGACUCUUAGACCAAAACAAUCAGUUCUAUAUUGACCAGAGAGGAUACCAAUGGAGGCUACAGGCUGUAAAUGAAAAGUCUGUUACCUUUAACUGAACUUAUCUAGGCUGAAAAGAGACUAUUAUUGCUAUGUGUCAAUCUCCAUCGCUGGAAUUAUCCCAGAAGAAUACAGUUUAUAAAACGAAAGGAUACUUCAUGUACCACUUCCAUGAGCCCAUAGCAGAUCCAAACUUUGUAGGAAUUAAGUGACACGAAGAAUUGCCAAAGAAAGAUAUUAUAGAUGAAAUCUCGAAUUUUGAUGCAUAUGAAUCAGCAAGAGAGUCCUUUGGGAUCAGAGAUACUCAAGAUCUCCAACAUCCUGCAUCUGAAGCUUUCGAUCAGUACCAAUAUGAUACUCAGAUUGAAUGAAAAGAACUUUCACAGGGAACUGAUCAAGGCACUUGUGGCCUCACACAGACAACAAAUGGGUUUAUGAACGAUUACUUAGAAGAAUGUAGCCGGUUCGAUACUGACCAUAAAUCUAUAUCUUCUGCAGUGCUCUACUCACAGAGCUACUCUUGUGCAAAUGGAAAAGGAAAUGCUAGACAAGAUACGAAAGACUCCUCUGAUGAAAAUUUAGAUAAAUCAACAGCAGAUAGCAGUGAGAAUGAGCAUUUGCCACCCAACAAAAUGACAAUAAAUUUUGAUAGUAUCAGAAGUUUGUUCGAGCUUAAGAAAGAGUUAGAUAAGAGAGGUAUAAAUCUUGAGAAUAUUCAUAUGAUAUUCAAAAGCGGACCUUCCCAAGACCAAGACAUGAUAAAAGCCGAUGCCUCAGAGGCUCAUGUUUAG
Messenger RNA from Moneuplotes crassus, 943 nucleotides. Lineage: Eukaryota; Ciliophora; Spirotrichea; Euplotida; Euplotidae. The record is from the annotation of a GenBank genome assembly.